Molecule: messenger RNA, 2355 nt
Organism: Archocentrus centrarchus (flier cichlid)
Lineage: Eukaryota; Metazoa; Chordata; Actinopteri; Cichliformes; Cichlidae
Gene: pdlim7
Product: PDZ and LIM domain 7
Exons: 11
Coding region: 123-1430 (435 amino acids)
Biological process (GO): actin cytoskeleton organization; muscle structure development; heart development
Cellular component (GO): filamentous actin; Z disc; adherens junction
Molecular function (GO): muscle alpha-actinin binding; actin binding
Source: RefSeq, a predicted model, not a curated record
GGGGAUCCACGGCGGCUUCCUGACGCUCGCCUUGAGGAAGUCUGAAAAGUUGCCUGCUUAACAACUUUUUUUUUAUUUUUAUUUUUUUAUAAAUAAAUCCGGUACACUGACACUGACUCGUGAUGUCUGGCGAUAACAGAGAAGGACAAGAGGCUAUGAAUAUGUACUCUGUAACCCUCAACGGCCCGGCGCCUUGGGGCUUCAGGCUGCAGGGUGGCAAGGACUUCAGCAUGCCUCUCACCGUGUCAAGGCUGACGCCGGGUGGAAAGGCAGCUCAAGCUGGCAUCGGGGUGGGAGACUGGGUGGUGUCCAUCAGUGACGCCAACGCAGAGGACAUGACCCACGUGGAGGCACAGAACAAGAUCAGAGCAGCGUCGGACUCCCUCACCCUCACUCUCAGCAGAGCUUUCAAGGCGGGUGGAGACCAGAAGGACUCGCUCGCCACAGCUUCCGUUCCGCCAAAGUACUCCUUUGCCCCGAGCACGACCAUUAACAAGAUGGCGAGGCCAUUUACAGCAGGUGGUGCUAGUGCCAACUCAGGACCUGCUAUUAAACCUGUGGCCUACUCGCCCAAACUCAACACCCCACGCUCACAGGGCCAUGCCAGUACACAUCAGCCACAGAAUGGCCUUGAGCCAACUCCCUCACCUGCCAAGGCCCAAGCAGCAAAUAAACCAGAUGGAUCCAAGACUGCAGCUGCUGCACCGAGCAGUUCUGCUCCUUCCUGCCGCCCACCGUGGGUCACAGACAGUAAUUUUGCUGACCGCUUUAGCCCGGACAAGACCAGCACCGUCGUGACCCAGCACCAGAAGCCAGCCCAGCCGACACCUAUGGAGAACCGCAGCUCUAUCUUGCAGGCUGCGCAGCAGGCACCCGAAGACAGCGGGAGGACCCCCAUAUGUGGUGCCUGCAACAAAAUCAUCAGGGGUCGGUACCUGGUGGCGCUGGGACGAUCUUGGCACCCAGAGGAGUUUACAUGCUCACAGUGUAAGGCAGUCCUGGAGGAGGGGGGCUUCUUUGAAGAAAGGGGAGUCGUCUAUUGUACCAAGUGCCACGAUAACAGAUACGCUCCUAACUGUGCCAAGUGCAAAAAGAAGAUCACAGGGGAAAUCAUGCAUGCACUGAAGAUGACUUACCAUGUUCAGUGUUUCAAGUGCGCAGCCUGCAAGACUCCUAUCAGGAAUCAGGCCUUUUACAUGGAGGAGGGUGAACCCUACUGUGAGAGAGACUAUGAGAAGAUGUUUGGCACCAAAUGCCAUGGCUGUGACUUCAAGAUUGAUGCUGGGGAUCGGUUCCUGGAGGCCUUGGGCUACAGCUGGCACGAUACGUGCUUCGUCUGUGCUCUCUGCCAAAUCAACCUGGAGGGGAAGACGUUCUACUCGAAGAAGGAUAAGCCCCUGUGCAAAGGCCAUGCUUUUGCUCCAGUGUGAGAGAGCGAGGUACACCCUCAGAAGAAGGAGCCCUUCUCUCUCCCUCCUCUUCACCCCCUGACACAUCCGUAGAUGCACCACAUCCCUUCUUUGCCAACCACACACCUAGUUAAACUAAGUCCUUUCUUUCUGUGCUGCAGACUUUGUUUUUGUUCUUGCGGCUUAAUGCUGUUAGGAGACUUCACAUGUCACCGCCUCUAAUGCCAAAUGCUGUAUUGUGUAACUGGAAGUAGUCAAGGAAUUAUGUCAUGUCACUGCUAACUUUUUGACUUCCAAGUUGUUUUUAGGUCACUAAAAAAAAAAAAAAAUGCCACUGCAGGUCAUGCAGAUUUGUAGCUGUUAGUGAAGUAAUCUCCCGCCUCUAUUCUCCCCGUCCACGUUAAUUCAAGUCACUAACUUGAAGGAGUCAUUGAGCCUCUAAUAAUCUCACAUAUUGCAGUAAUGAUCAACCACUUCUCUCGCACUAAGUGUGGUGAAGUGCCAGCCCCAUACAGGACCCCGGCCCACUCAUCGGCUCUUGCCGCAGUGCCCUUUAAUGUAAUGGGGGGCCAGUCGAGCAGAAAAGGAGGUGUCCAUUUCUGCUUGACUGGAUCUCCUCCACAGAAUCACUAACUACUUAUUACUUUGACUCUGGCAAGUCAGAGCACAUACUCCAGCUUUAAGAGGCAUUUUGAAUCAUGUAGUAAUUAAUCUGCUUUCAAUCAUCAUACAUGUGGCUGAUGGAGAACAUACAAGUUUUUUUUAUUUUUUUUAAUGUUUCACAUUCCUUUGAUUUGACUUUUUUUUUUUUUUUUUUUUUUUUUUUAAUUAAUGCGAGACAAAAUAAGUCCUGGCACACGUGUUCCCCGUGUUACUGUGAUAUUAUUCCUUAGAGUACUUUCAAGCCCUUGUUGAACCUGUAUUUAUAUUGCUUCAGAACUGGCCU